AUGGGUUCUCUAAAGACUAGUGGCUGUCUGAUGCCGGGAUGGAGAGGUGGUGGCUGUAGGCUGAACAAGGAGUUCUUGGAUCGCGGCAUCUUUGGGUCUAAACGAGGCAUUGUAUAUGAAUGGAUUAGUGGAGCUUUGUUGAAGGUGGUCUGGCCCCCUGCGGGGGGAAGCAAGGGUGAACCCUGAGGUUUUCUUUUUUGUUUCUUUGUUUUUAUCUUGGGGAUUUUGUUUGGAGAGUCUGGAUUUUUUUGUUCCAUUGCAUGGGGCUAUGGUUCUUGCAUUGGAUACGUGGUGUGCAUGGGAUUGAUGCUCUGGUGACAUCCACAGACUCGUACUGAAAAUACAGAGGACAACCCCGGUAGGAAAAGAAAAUGAUCUACCAUCUGAUUAUUGCAUCUGAGGCUUCAUAGACCGUGAAAAACAUUUUAAUCUCCAAAGGAUGUGGUGGUAUGCUUGUUUAUAUCGGAGGAUGUGCUAGUUUCACCAGCUAGCUGAGG
Molecule: messenger RNA, 497 nt
Organism: Ilex paraguariensis (yerba mate)
Lineage: Eukaryota; Viridiplantae; Streptophyta; Magnoliopsida; Aquifoliales; Aquifoliaceae
Source: the annotation of a GenBank genome assembly